Molecule: messenger RNA, 2416 nt
Organism: Hydra vulgaris (swiftwater hydra)
Lineage: Eukaryota; Metazoa; Cnidaria; Hydrozoa; Anthoathecata; Hydridae
Product: NACHT, LRR and PYD domains-containing protein 3
Biological process (GO): signal transduction
Cellular component (GO): cytoplasm
Molecular function (GO): protein binding
Source: RefSeq, a predicted model, not a curated record
AUCAAAAUGGCACAAAAUAAUGCAUAUCCAAAGAAACAUGAAAACAUUUUUUAUAACCAAGAGUUUAAGUUAAAAUUUAGUAAAAGCGUUGGAGUAGAUUGGAAAGUUCUUGGACUUUGGUUAAAUAUCGAAGAAAACUGUAUUGACACAAUUGAUCACGAUAAACCCAACACCCUUGAAAAAGCAUAUAAAAUGAUAACUACGUGGAUGCAAAUGAAUGAUAAUCCAACACUUGAGGAAUUAAAAACAGCUUUAAGGAACAUGGAUAGAAUGGAUUUAAUAAGAAAAAUAGAUGAAUUAACUAUUUCUUCAAAUCCACUAAAUACUGAUAGCAAGUUUUGUGUCAAGAAAGGUAAAGAAACAUCAGAGAUGUGCACAGCACUGAAAAAUUAUUAUCGUGAAAAUUAUGGAAAAGUAAAUGAAAUUCAACCACCAUUAAAAGCACCUGCAAAUGUUGAUUUAACGGAUAACUUUAUUGAUCUAUGUAUUGUUGAUGCAGUUAAUACUCAAAUGGAUGUUGUUUUUAAUUUUGAACGAAAAAAAUUUCUUGAAAAGCAAAUGAACUAUACACCUAUUUCAUAUAGUGAAAUUUUUAUGAAAGAAAAAUCUGAAAUAUUAAUAUCUGGAAUAGCUGGUAUUGGAAAAACAUGGUUGCUUCGAAAAUGCUUGCUUGAUUGGUCAAACAAUUUAAUUUGGAAAAAUGUUGAGCUUGUGUUUUAUUUGGAAUGCAGAAGGCUUAAUCAAUAUCAAAAUAUUUCUAAUAUUAAUGAAUUACUAAAUGUUUUCUACAAAGAUGUUAUAAAUGAUUUUAGUAUUAGUAAUCAUUCUGCACUGUUUAUAAUUGAUGGAUUAGAUGAAUUUAAAUACUUAAAUGAGUUAAUAAAUUGCAGUUCAAGUUGUAACUAUCCAAUAGUUAAUAUUUUAACAGAAGUUCAAAAAUACAAAUAUGUAAUUGCUGGUAGAGUUUAUGCAGUUGAUCAGUACCAAAGUAUAUCUAUAGAGCAUAGUAAUAAAUUAUCCAUUCAAAUAAUGGGUUUUAACCAAAAAGGAAUAGAUAGUUAUAUAGAAAAUAAAGUUAGUGAUGAAAAAAAAGAUGUUGUAAAGGAAACUUUGAGCAGCUCUCCAAUUGCAAAAGCCAUGGCGUCUGUUCCAUUUUAUUUAUGUUCCAUGUGUAAAAUUAUUGGUGUUUCAAACGAAAUAAAUAAAAAUUCUUUCUUAACAAUGACAAAUUUAUAUGCUAGUAUUUUUUUAUACUUUUUUCAAAAUCACAUCAAAAAAACAAAUAAAUUGAUCAAUAAGAUAAUCGAAGAGGAUUCCAUUAAGAAAUAUAUUUUAAAUAUUUGUAAAAUUGCAUAUGAAUUGUUUGUUGAAAAUAAAGUAAUUUUUUCAGAAGAAGAAUUUCAAACUUUUAUCAUUGAUUUUGAUAAGAUUGAAAGUAAUCUUUUUGGAUUUAUAGAAAUGAUUGAAACAAAUCUGGGAUGUUAUUAUCAAUUUGCACACUUAACAAUAAUGGAGUUUUGUGCAUCUGUAUAUGCAUAUAAUUGUUUAAGUAGUGAAGAGAUUAUUGCCAAUAAAAAGCUAGAGAGUUGUUUAUCAAUGAUUUGUGGAUUAACUAAUAAAAGUCAAAAUAAUUUAUUAAAGUUUCUUGUUAACUUGAAUCCUUCGAAAAUUUGUUCUGAAGAACUUUUGUUUUUAAUUUUAGAUCGUCUACUUAAAUUAUAUCGUCAAAGUAAAAACGAUUUUUAUCUUGAAACUGAUUACGUUAAUUUAUUUAUUGAAUGUUUUUAUGAAAGUCAAUCAUCGUUUACUGAUAAAAUAAAAUUAAUCGUCGAUGAACGAGAGUGGGAGAUUUUGAUUGACGAUGGAAAAACUUCUUACGAAACUUCUUGUGAAAAUUAUUUCGUAAAUCAUUACAUUAAAUCUGGAAGAAAGUUAUCGUGCUUAAGUGUUUGUAAAAAUAUUUUAAGCGAUGAAGAAAAAAAUCUUAUAGUUCAAUGCUCAACAAAUGUUCGCAAUGUCAACUUUACUUGUCUAAUUAAAAUCGAAGGAUGGAAACCGAAAGAUAAGAUUGAAAGUUUGGCGAUAGACAUUGUCAACUCACGUGGUGAUAUUAAUCGUAAUCUAGAUUUAAUAACGAAAAAAGAUUUUGAAGAAAAUUUUCUUCCGUGGAUUAAUCUUUGUGAAGAAUUAAAUCUUAUACUUCACGACGGCAUCGAUUUCAUUAAAGAGAUUUAUGAAUGGAUUCGAUGUUUGAAUUUCAAGUAUUUGUGGAUCUACUCCCGUGGAGAAGGUUUUCGUAACCUCGAUGAAUUAAAAAACUUUAUAACACAGAAAAAUGUUUAAUCUUAAAUAAAAUAUAAACAAUAAUUAUAAAAUAAUAAAUAAAAUAUUUAAUAUAUUAUUUUAUAAUUAAAUA